UCAUCAGAGAUUCCGGAUGUCUGCUGUCGUAAGAGGAAAAUUUGUUUUCUGCUUCUCAUUCUUGACAGCUUGUUUGCAGCCGGGCUGCUGAUGAAAGUUGAUGUAGCGAACUAGAUAUUCAACCCAACGUUUCGGCGGUACAAAAUCUGACUGGGAUGGUAUCAUGGAGAGAGACAAUCAUCAAGAAGGAGAGGCACAGGGAGUGAAGAUUUGUGAACCAUCCUGUGAGAGCAAUCCACCUGCUGACACGUUGGCAACUUCUCUCUCCCUCUUGGGGAAUCACAUGUUCCCAGAUCCUGUGGAGAGAAACCACAGCGCCACUGUCAGCAAAGAGGAGCCUGCAGAUUCACUCCCGUCUGAUGCUGUAGCCGAGGAGAAGAGUCAGGAUGCAGAGCCCGAUUCAAACCAGGUAACAAAGCUAGAGACUGAGGCGACAGAAAACUCUGAGUGUCAGAACAAUGCGUCUGCGCAGCCGUCUGACACAGAGACAGAGGAUGCUGCCACUGACAAUGACCGCAGCGACUCUGGGGAGUUUGUCGUUACAAUGCUGGCCAAGGCCAAGCUGGAGGAGCAAGGUAUAGGUGUGAAGGGAAGGUCAUCUCCCUUGUUGGAGGCAGGCACCCAGGAAACUCCAGCUUUUAUGUCUCAUCGUGACGAGGAUGUGACAACUGACAGCUGGCGGCAGCACAGGAAGCAUGUUUUUGUGCUGAGCGAAGCAGGCAAACCCAUCUAUUCCCGAUACGGAAGUGAAGAGGCUCUUUCAUCCACAAUGGGAGUCAUGAUGGCGCUGGUGUCCUUUGUUCAAAGUGGAGAUAAUAUCAUCCGCUCGGUCUAUUCAGAGGGGCACACCGUGGUGUUCUUACAGAAAGGGCCCCUCGUGCUGGUGUGUGUCUCCAGCAGCCGUCAGUCUGAGCAGCAGCUGCGUGGAGAGCUCCUCUAUGUGUACUAUCAGAUCAUCAGCAUGCUCACCCAGGCCAGCAUAUCCCGCAUCUUCGAACACAAGAAAAACUACGACCUGAGGAGGCUCCUGGCAGGCUCCGAGAAGAUCCUGGACGGUCUUCUCAACCUGGUGGACUCUGACCCCAGCUUUCUGCUAGCAGCAGUGCACUGCCUGCCCCUAGCUUCUUCUCUCAGGGACUCUCUCAGCCAGAUCCUGCAGAAAGCGAUCACCCCCAAUCUGGUUUUCUCCAUCCUCAUUGCCAAUAACCAGCUACUCACCAUCGUCCAAGAAAAGACAGUCAUCGAGGACACCAGGCUGGAGCCCGCUGACGUCCACCUCCUGCUCAACCUCAUCGGAGCCUCCUCUGCCUUUCAGGCUGGGGAGAUCUGGACUCCCAUCUGUCUCCCACUCUUUAAUCCUGACUGUUACUUUUAUGCAUACAUUUCUUACCUGGACCCUCCAGAAUGCACUGUUUGCUUGCUGCUGCUCUCGACAGACAAGGAGGCUUUCUACGCUGUAGCUGAGUGCAAGAGGAAGAUAGAGGAGGCCAUGACGGCUCAGAACUCCCUGAGCCUCAUUGCCAAAGUCCAGUCGUACAGCGUGAGCCAGGUGGGCGUCUCAGACCUCAGACACUUCAUGUACAAGCCCUUUGAUGUGCCAGACAACUACCGCCAGCUCACUCAGUUCACCAGCCCAGAGAUGGAGGCACCGUACAGCAGCGAGGAGGAGAAAAUGAGACUGCUGGACCUUUAUCGUUAUAUGCACAGCCGCAUCCACAGCACCUCACGACCCCUCAAGCUCAUCUACCACGUCGCUGAGAGGGAAACUCUGCUAGCCUGGGUCACCAGUAAGUUUGAGCUGUACACCUGCUUCAGUCCUCUGGUGACAAAGGCCUGCGCUAUUACUGCUAUCACUAAGCUCCUAAGGUGGAUUAAAAAGGAGGAGGACCGUCUCUUCAUCAGAUAUCCCCCAAAGUAUUCAACCACCCCAAAUCCCAGCAAGAGCUCUCGAGGUGGCAAAUCUGACCAGCAAGACUCCACAGAUAACGGCUUCUUAUCUCUUCUAUAGGACUCUCCCUUAGUGCUACAAUAGUCACUCCGCCUCAUUCAACAAUAGUUUGUACACUGGUUCCGAGACAUUUUUGAACCUUCUUUUGACACUUGUUGGACUCGACAGACACUGACUACUGGAAUCAAACACUACAAAAGUUUUACACUAUUUAAGAAGGAAUGAACUCUUUCGGACAAGUAUUAUUUCUUUACCUUAACAAGAAAGCAUGUCGUUGCAUCAGUGCUUUCGAUCAGAGACAGUCAGGGCAAAACAGCAUUAGUACGUUUUAAAUUGAAACUGUGGUAGAAAAUAAUUGCAAUGAUAUUUAAAUGUUUUUAUAUUGUUUUAUUACUGCAGCAAGAGAGGAAAUUCCCUCACGGACAGUGAAUGUAUCACACAGACGACAGCUCAUUCAUACGCUGUAACUAUUCACGGCAGUAAGUGAAGAUGAGGAGUUCAACCAACUUAAACUACCUUUCUCAGACUAGUUCUUAGAUAUAGAUUUCUGUCAUCAAACAAAAACAUCCUGAUGUUACAAAACAGGUUAUGCAAGGAAUGAAGGUGUAUUGUGUUUUUGGGGCGACAUAAACUGGAAUAACAACAACUGGAACUGCCAGAGCAGGGAUGGGCCACCAUGCGUCAUACAGGGCUGUGAACAGACAACCUGCCCUCUAUGACUUUGGCUGCCCGUCCCUGUGAUUGAACUUGAAAAACAUGGUGUUAUUUCACAUCCCACUGAUGUUUGUAUUCAAAUAUAAAUGAUCAGGUUUCAUUCAUGUUACAAUAUGUGCAGAAAACAGAGUAGGAAAUCCCAGCCUGUUACACCUGAUCACUCUACAUGAUCGACAUUGUCAUUGUUAGUGUUUUCAUUGUCAUCCAGUUAAGCUAAGAAGAUGCCACUGAGCUCACACGUUUUUCUGCAGAUACUUCUAGUCAGUCGACACUUGAUGUAGUGACUUCAGGCGACUUAUCUUUUUUGGAUAAUAGUUUUGUAAAGAUGGUCUAUAAACAGUAGCCUCAUCCUUGUGUCCUUUGAGGAGUUUCCUGUCAAUUCAAGUCUUAAGAGUAUGUCUAUAGUAUUAUGGAAUAAAUCCCAGGUUGCACAAAGCUACUCUUGUCCUCAUUAAUGUCGGCCUUAAGACGAACGACUUUUCAAGCAGUUUCAAUGUUGCAGACGAAUUCCCAAUGUCGGAAUAAAAUCAUGAGAGUGUUGCCUCAGUUAGUGCAGACUCCUGUGAUCUUGAUUGUUUGAUGGAAGGUGAUCGUAAAACUCAGUCCAGGCUGUCUUCAGUCGUCUUACCGUCUUUAUAUACAGUCAUCGCCACAUUCCCACGGUUUCCUCCCACUAAAAUAGCACAGCUACCAAAUGGAGGCUGGCAGCGAGUUGAGGUGACAAAAUCCAAAAAGUUUGUACACAAAUACAGUUUAUCUUUAUGGAUUAUACUAAUGCUGAAUUGACAGUAAUACUGUUGAAAUAUGACGUCUUUUAGCUUGUGUUCCUAAAGUUAUGUGUUUUUGCAGGCAUGUAAGGUAUUGUUAAUAUGUCAUAUUUCUUAAAGGGAUUUCAGCACAUUAUUUUUCUUUCUUAAUUUUUUUGUUAAUUUUUUUUAUUUAAAUUAAUCAAAAUGUAUUUCAAUUUAUUAGUUUUAUUUCAUUUUUAUUAAUUAAUCACAUAAGGGGGGUGUUAAGUAAAGUUAUUGUUAUUUAAAAUAAAAAAAAAUAUAUAAAAUAAUAUUAAAAAAGAAACGUAGUAUUGAUGACAAUAAUAAUAAAGAAUAAAAACAGUGAUGUUGAAUAAACACAUAUUGAGCAAUCCAGCAGGUCAAAAAGCAAACCAAAGAGCAACAGACAGUUUUAUUUAUUCCUCCUCCCUUUUUCUUUCUUGUUUAUGUUGCUUUUUUUCAAGUGUAACAAUUACAGUGAGAGCUGAAUGUUAGAGCAGCUUAUGGUUAUAAGUAAUAGUGUGGGACCAGGUGGAAAGCGUCUCAGGUCUUGCACCAUUAACCUUGGUAACCGUAAGAUUUUUCACCCGGAGCAGCAUGGGAAUAAUCUCUAAAGGAAUCUAGUUGUAAUCUUGCACAGAAUAAGCCUGCAAGAUCCCCAGUCUUUGCAAAAUCUUAAAGUAUGUGACUGUAAAACUGAUGUUGUCUUUAGAUGUGAGAGGGUGUCAGAUGGGAGGCAUAAAUACAGAUGUUGUGUGCAAGCUUUAUUUAUUUCUUACUGGACAAAAUGACAAAUUAACAUCACAGUAAACAACACUUGAUUUUGCGGGUCAGGUAUUUCUAUAAUAUUUAGUUUCUUAGGCUAUUUAAUUUGAAUUAUAGGAAAAACACUGGGUAGACUUUCAGUUAAUUGCUUGUGUAACUUUGAGUCUUCUGGUCAGUGCAUAGCAGGUGAGCCAGACAUGCAAUUAUUAGGGUUAUUGGUCUACAGACAAGCGUUCAGUUCAACAAAUAUAAUAAUAAAGUGUCCAAUAGUAAAUUAUUAAUGAAUGUUUACUCAGGUUUCUUUCAAGGAAUUACAGUAUAAUAAUUAUGGCAGAACUCCUUUAAAAAAACCCAAGUAAAUAUUUAUUAUAUUAAGUGAAAUGAAGCAUUACCAACAUUCAAUACUGUCACUGUCACAAUGUCUUUGAUGAGCGUCAAUCUGCUGUGCACAACUUCAGUGGUUUGAUGUGACCUGAAGGCU
This is a messenger RNA of Epinephelus moara (kelp grouper), 4678 nucleotides long. It is a transcript of the gene mon1bb, whose product is annotated as MON1 secretory trafficking family member Bb. Gene Ontology annotation, biological process: vesicle-mediated transport; protein targeting to vacuole. The coding region runs from base 164 to 2008 and encodes 614 amino acids. The transcript has 6 exons. The record is from RefSeq and is a predicted model, not a curated record. Lineage: Eukaryota; Metazoa; Chordata; Actinopteri; Perciformes; Serranidae.